Molecule: messenger RNA, 2261 nt
Organism: Umbelopsis ramanniana AG
Lineage: Eukaryota; Fungi; Mucoromycota; Umbelopsidomycetes; Umbelopsidales; Umbelopsidaceae
Exons: 14
Coding region: 164-2065 (633 amino acids)
Biological process (GO): tRNA export from nucleus; protein phosphorylation
Cellular component (GO): cytoplasm
Molecular function (GO): protein kinase activity; ATP binding
Source: RefSeq, a predicted model, not a curated record
CAUAAUAUGGCUUUGAGUAAGGCUUAGCCGCACGUGUAUGGGUUACAAGAGUUGUGCUGUGGACAAUCGAAUCGCCUUUUGGUACAGCGACAAAAAACAUAAAAUAAUCCGUCACACGUCUGCCAGGUGGCAACGUCUCUAUUAACGACUCGGAUCAAACAAGAUGGCCUUCUUAUCUGGUUUUGUCAAAAGUGGUUUGUCCUUGCUGGGAAAGGAUGCAUCAGCAUUUCCAUACACCAUUGGUCCAAAGGUCGAAUGGUAUGAAAACCAAUCAAUCUGGUCAUUGCAUCGUGGAACCAAAAAGGAGGAUAACUCUGAAGUCUCCAUUUUCACAUUCGACGUAGUAAAGAAUCGAAAUAUGGUUCAGCUUGCCAAACAUGCAUACAAAAAAAUGCGGACCCUUAGACACCCGGAUCUGCUGCGAUUUCUCGAUGGUGUAGAGAAUGAUCAAGCUAUAAUGAUUGUCACAGAUGCUGUGGAGCCGCUUUCAGAUCAAUUGAAACAAAAUGCAGACAAAAAUCUCACCUUAUGGGGCCUGUACAAAAUUGCUAGUGCCAUCAAGUUCAUUAAUAAUGAUUGUGGAAUGGUACAUGGAAACGUGCGGAUAUCUUCCAUCUUCACUAAUAAAGCCGGUGAAUGGAAGUUGGGAGGGUUCGAAUUACUAGACUCAAUGAAAGAAGAAAGCCCAAUGAUAAUGACUUUUGGUGGAAUGAUACCCGAUGCUAAUCGCUAUGCCUCGCCUGAAAUCAAGAAAUCAGGCUGGACUGUCAUUAAAGACUUACCUACUAGUGCAACUGACAGUUUCCAACUUGGAUGUCUCAUUUACGAAACUUAUAAUGGGCAUAUGGAUUCCACUGACAAAUUAAUGAGUACACGAGGCGAUAUACCAUCAAAGAUGCAGAAUGUAUACAAAUUGCUCUUAACGACGUCGCCAAAGGCAAGAAUUGAUUCAGAGCGAUUCCUUGACGAAGGGUUACGACCGCAAGGGUUUUUCUCAAAUGAGUUUAUUCAAGUCAAUUUAUUCCUUGAAAAUAUAACCAUCAAGGAUCAAUCCGAAAAAGAUGUUUUCUUCAGAAAAUUGGACAAUGUUAUCGAGACUUUUCCACAAGAGUUCUCUAUCCAUAAAAUUCUUCCAGAACUCAUCAACGCUUUUGAAUUCGGAGCAGGUGGACCCAAGGUGCUCAGCAGUAUAAUUAAAGUCGGCGGUCACCUUCCUGACGAAGAAUAUGUGAAGGUCGUCAUUCCAUGCAUUAUCCGUAUGUAUGCCGCGCCUGACAGAGGAAUACGGAUGGCUCUGUUGGAAAUGCUUCCUAGCUAUGUGGAUCGUUUAACUAAGAAAAUUGUCAAUGACCAAAUUUUCCCACAUGUUGCAUUGGGCUUCACAGAUGGUGUUCCCAUGAUUCGUGAGCAGACCAUCAAGGGAAUAUUGCUACUGGUACCAUUGUUGAGUGAUCGAGUCAUCAACUAUGAUCUUUUGAAAUAUCUGGCUAAACUUCAGAUGGAUGAAGAGCCUGGAAUCCGAACAAACACUACUAUAUGUUUGGGCAAGAUAGCGAAGCAUUUAAACGCUGCGACACAGAAGAAGGUGCUGGUUCCAGCAUUUGCUAGGAGUUUGAAGGAUGGAUUUCACCAUGCCCGAAUUGCUGGUCUAAUGGCCCUGAAUGCGACCGCCGAAUACUACGAUGCCCAAGACUGUGCUACCCGUAUCAUACCUUGUAUUUCAUUAGUCCUUCUGGAUAAGGAAAAACCUGUCAGAACGCAAGCUUUCAAAACUUUGGAUGUCUUCAUCAAAAGAGUGUCUGUGUUUGCAGACGCAAUGCCGGAUACAGCCAUUGUUGAAACAGUAGCAUCCCCACAGGUCACAGAAGGCGGACCUGGCGGACCUGGCACGUUUGCAAGAUCCAACAGCGCUUCGGCAGCUGCCGCUGGUGUCGCCGGAGUACUGGGAGAGGCCACUAAAGGAUUUGCCGGUUGGGCAGUCACAUCCAUAGCUACGAGAGUAAGCAGCAUUUGUGCUCAUUGCAGUAUUACCAGUGUUUUAUCUAAUGAUUUUUGCAUGUCAUAGCUUGCUUCUCCUGGAGAAAUGGCUAGUAGUGCGCCUGUAACUAUGCAAUCAGCAAGCGAUCCAAGCCUGAACAAAUAUGCAGCAAGGACUGUACCUGCGCCAGAUACCCCUAACCCAGAUCGAAUUGCUGAUCGCUUGGUCCUUGCCGACCUAGAUGGAGAUCAUGGUGACAGUUGGGAUAACGAUGAUAACGAUA